UUUAAACUCACUUGACCCCCAGUGGGUUCAUGAUACGCGUUGCCCGACAAGCCUAGGAGAUACCACCACCACACACCCAGGGUUAAUACCUAGGGCCUUUCAGCCUAUUUUUGUUUGUAUUUGACGGGGAGCUUCCGUUAAGCGCGCUUCACAAUGUCACACGGCACCGGACAUGGCGAGUAUCGGCUGGGAGCGGACGUAGGAGGCACCUUUACUGAUAUCUGUGCCUUUACACCUGACGGGCAGAUUGUACGAGCCAAGGUACCAACUACCGUCGAGGACCAAAGUAUUGGUAUCAAGAAUGGAAUCCAGAAGGUCCGGCGACAGCUGAAGGAGCGCUAUUCAUGGGACGGAAAGUUCCAGUUCAUCCACCAUGGCACAACAACCGCCACAAACGCUGUUCUAGAGGGCAAAGGAGCUCGCACGGGCCUAAUUGUCACUGCAGGCCAUAAAGAUAUCUUGGCUGUUCGCCGGUCCCAAAUUCCCGGUGGUCUCGGUGCCUGGUUACAUUAUACACCUCCGGAGCCGAUAGUACCACUGGAGCGUGUGAUCCAAUGCCAGGAGCGUAUGUCAGUUAAUGGAGAAACGGUUAUCGCGGUGAAUACGGAAGCACUACGUGCUGAGUUGAAGGCAUGGACGAAAGAUCGACCGGAGGCUGUGGCAGUCUCGCUACUCAAUUCCCACUGUAACAGUGAGCAUGAAUCGCUAGUGGCAGAUAUUGUGCGGGAAGAACUUGGAUCCCAUGUUACUAUUAUCUCCUCCAGCGAUGUGCUUCGGGAGGUUGGAGAGUACGAGCGAACUGUCACGACGUGUACCAACGCACUCGUUAAGCCAGUUGUCCAGAGCUAUCUGGGCAAUCUGCGGGACUUGCUUGCAGAGGAUGGAAAUACGAUUCGUAUCCUCAAGUCUGACGGUGGCCUGACCAGUUUGGAUCUGGCGGGACAGCUUCCUGUCAAUAUCCUGAUGUCUGGCCCCGCAGGAGGUGUCCAAGGUGUUGCAGACGUUGUGACUCGCAACACACCGUACAAGAAUCUGAUCACAUUCGAUAUGGGUGGAACAUCAACAGACUGCGCUUUGAUCUAUCAAGGGAAGCCCCGUCUUCGCCGCGAGACAGUCGUCGGGGAACUAACGGUUCGUUCACCCGCCGUGGACAUCCGGACAGUCGGAGCUGGAGGAGGGUCCAUUGCGAAAUACAUGGACAUCACUGAAACAAUGAGAGUGGGACCAGAGAGUGCAGGGGCAAGCCCCGGCCCUGCCUGUUACCGCAAAGGAGGUGCUGAAGCCACCGUCACUGAUGCGAAUCUGGUUCUGGGAUAUCUUCCAGAAAAGCUGCUGGGAGGUGAAUUCACACUAGAUGUAGAGGCUGCAUUUGCCGCAGUCGAUGGAAUUGCUUCCCAAAUGAAGCUUAGCGUCACACAAACUGCCGAAGACAUCAUUAACCUGGUUAAUGAGACCAUGUACGGAGCAUUGCGUUUGGUGUCCGUGGAACAGGGCUACAAUCCUAAGGACUUCGCCCUUGUUGCGUUUGGAGGUGCUGGCCCACUGCAUGCCAACGCGAUCGGAAAGCUUCUUGGAGCAUGGCCAGUCAUCGUCCCUCCCUCUCCAGGUACUCUAUGCGCGUUGGGUGAUGCUACCACCCGACUGAGCCAUUCUCAGUCCUCGUCUUACAUCAAAUUACUCUCCAUGACACUGCCCGAGGAGGUCAAGGAGCGGUUUAACGAACUCGAGACGGCCUGCAGGGAGACUAUGCAAAGCUCCAAUGGUGGCCAUUCAAUGGAGCUGAACAUCAGCUACCACGUCGACCUCAGAUACAAAGGUCAAGCGUUGAAUCUGACUGUUGAUUUGGAAGCGCAGGACCUCUCCCUUGAUUAUAAACCCUGGAAAGACUUGUUGCAGGCAAGGUUUGACCUGCUUCAUGAACAGCAAUUCAAGUAUUGCCUUCCCAACUUUGAGCUGGAACUUAUGCGCCUUGAGGUCGUCGCUGUUGACGCUACACCAACCAUUGAGCUACCUCAGGUUAGCCAGGACACGCCUAAUGAACCACCGGCUGACGCGAUGGUGGCCAAGAAAAACAUCGUCAUAGACGGUCAGACUCUCGAGGCCACACUCUGGGAUCGUGAGAAGAUUAGCUACCGAGGCGUACGUGUUCAGGGCCCCUGCAUUAUCACAGAGAUGGACAGCAACACACUCAUUCUUCCAGGAUGUUACGGAGAGAUAGACGCUAUUGGUAACAUUCUUAUACAUCCAACCGAUAAUCGGCAGAAAGAGCAGUCGAAGGAUCAAACCGCACGCGAGGCCUUGGAGACAGUUCAAUCUACACCGCUGAUCCCAACUCUUGUAGCAUCUGCUUUAGCAUCCAUCCGGAGUGAGAUGGACACACUGAUGCUCCGUUGCAGCAUGUCACCAGCGAUUCGCGAACAGCAAGAUGAAUUUAACGUGAUCACAACGGCAGACGGGAAGAUGCUUGUGGGUCAAUUCGGUAGCUUUAUCACCCAGUUCCUUGAGGCAUGGAAAGGAACAGUCAAUGAAGGUGAUGUGUUCAUCACGAAUGAUACAUACAUGAUCGAAGGGGCAGUAACGCACUUGAACGAUGUGAUUGUGCUCUUGCCAAUCUUCUUUGAGGGCAGAUUGAUUGGAUGGGCGUCGCAGUUUGGACACUUAACCGACGUAGGAGGCAUGGUUCCGGGCAGCAUGUCGAUCAACGCCACAUCGAUCUUCGACGAUGGUGUUCAGAUCCCCAUCAUCAAGCUCUACUCCGAAGGCGUCAUGAACGCCGACCUAGUUCAAUUGCUCUGCCGCAACUCGCGCCAGCCCGAUUGGUAUCGCUCAGAUUUGAUGGCAAUUAUUGCCGCCUGCCGAACUGCUGAGAGUCGGGUUUGUGAGCUGGCCGGGCGAUUCGGAUCUGAAAUCUACCUUGCCGCCUGUUCUGAACUGCUGCAACGUAACCGCACAGGAAUGGCUAGGAUCAUCGAUACAGAGUUUGAUGAUAAGCCUUGCACUUUUACUGACUUCGUUGACGAUGAUGGUCAUGGUGUUGGCCCCUGGGCCCUAACCUGCACAAUGAAGAAGAUCGAGGGAAAUCGGCUCCUGUUUGACUGGAGCGGAACUUCGCCCCAGAGUGAGCAUAGUAUCAACUUUUAUCUGUCGGAGACGAUGUUCAAGAUGUUCAUCGGUUACUACAUGAUUGCGGCAGCAGCACCUGGUACAGUGAUUAAUGACGGCUUCCAUGACCUCAUCGAUAUUUAUAUCCCUGAGGGCACGGUGCUGAAGCCCGUUAGGCCAGCAGCUAUCUCUUGCCGAACCCACCUUUUGGGAAGAACAAUGGAUGUAAUGCAAGCACUUAUCGGCCAGAAAAACAAGCUCUAUGCAGCAGCGGCAGGUUUCAGUGACUCGCCACAUUUCUUCUACUCCGGAUACAAGCCCAAUGGAGAAUGGUAUCAGUUGUACCAAAUCGGGUUCGGUGGUGUACCUGCUCGGAACGCCGGUGAUGGACUCGACUGCCACUGUCUCUUCCCCGCCAUCAAAUCGAUCCCCACAGAAAGCAUCGAACUUAACUACCCGCUGCGCAUCGAAGCGAACGAGAGUGUCGCAGACAGUGGCGGACCUGGGUAUUAUCGCGGUGGUAACGCGCAACGCACUCUCUACCGGUUCCUCUGCCGUGGAGAAUUCAGUCUGCAUGAUGAUCGUUGGUUCACUAAGCCAUGGGGCAUUCGCGGUGGCAAACCGGGUUCUCGCUCUCGGAAGGUUUUGUACCGGUACUCCAAGUCCCGUGAGAAACCUCCAGUUGAGAUACUCCCCUCGAAGUGCGACCACAUUCGCGUUGAUCCCGACGACUUACUGGAGUGGGUGACGUGGGGAGGUGGUGGACUGGGAGACCCGCUCACUCGACCUGCGGAGAAGGUUGCCUUGGAAGUUCGCCGGCGAUUGGUGACCAUCGACGGAGCCCGAAAGAACUACGGAGUGGUGGUUAGCCCUAGUGACCUUAGUGUAUGCGAGGAGGAAACGGUGGCUUUGAGGAAGAGCCUAAAGAAUGUUCGUGAUACGCUGGGACAGGACUCAGAGUAUGAUAGAGGUGGCUCCUUGGAUGAAUUGAGAGAUUCGUGCCUGAAAGAGACAGGUAUUGCUCCCCCUAGCCCACAAUGGGAGCUGGACCCGUAUGGACCCCAUGUACGGCUCCCUUAUGUCAGGGAUUGGUUUACGCGCAUGAGGGAAGUGAAAGGGUGGACGUUGAAUUGAUCUCAACAUACUCAUACGCAGAUAUACGAGACAUAAAAAUACCGUGCCAGCUGUUUAUUACUGGAACACCAUGAACUGUUUUCAAUUCGGAUAUGCAGAACAUAUCAACACCUGAUAGAUCCCCACUAUUGCGAGAAAGAUUAUGAAUACUGAACCGUAUUAUUUCCUUCUCUCAUA
Messenger RNA from Aspergillus alliaceus, 4413 nucleotides. RefSeq names its product Hydantoinase/oxoprolinase-domain-containing protein. Bases 154 to 4236 code for a protein of 1360 amino acids. The record is from RefSeq and is a predicted model, not a curated record. The transcript has a single exon. NCBI's taxonomy places the organism in Eukaryota, Fungi, Ascomycota, Eurotiomycetes, Eurotiales, Aspergillaceae. Gene Ontology annotation, molecular function: 5-oxoprolinase (ATP-hydrolyzing) activity. Gene Ontology annotation, cellular component: cytosol. Gene Ontology annotation, biological process: glutathione metabolic process.